GAAACAAUUUGAAACGUUUAUAAUAGAGAGAAAAAAAAAGAACGAAGCAUGUAUGCGAUUAUCCUAUUUUAUGCUUUAUAUUUCACUAUUAAUGGAAAGUUUGAACAUGUAUCAGGAAGAAUCGUGAAUUCAGACAAAUUAUCAGAUUCAUCUGCUUCAAAGAUGCCUAACUUGAAAAUUUUGACAGAUCAUAAUAUCCACAUACCACAGAAAUCAAAUAAUCGAACUUCAUGCAACGGUACAGAUAAAUGUGAACUUCAAAAAUCAAGCAAAAAUGUUUCUAUCACCACUACGAAUUUACCUCAGACACAAGUUCACAACUUUACAGUAGCUCCCCACGUUCCAACAACAACAACACACCAGAAACUUCCACAAAAUCAUACAAUUGCUCAUGGAACAAAAGCAACUCCUGUUGCACCUAUUGCUCAUGGAACAAAAACAACUACUGCUGCACCUGAGUCAUUUCUAAAAAAAGUUGGUGAUGGAUUUUUUGAUCUGUUCAGUGAACAAGAGUUUCAUCCAAUAAAUCAAAAGAGUUAUUUGUUCAAUUUCUGGUACCUUUUCAGAUCAUCAUUCUUGAAUUUAAAGAAUAUGAAAACUUUAUUAUUAGGAAGUUAAAUCAUUUACUGUCAGUCGUUUCGAAUAUUCAGAAAAACAAAUACGCUGGAAUAUUCACUAAACAAUGUUAUCUUUACAAUAAAUUAUCAAAUAUUUUUCAUUUUGUCUUAUUUUUAUUUUAACGUUAUUACUAACAACAAUGAACAAUCAAAAUAAAUAUCAUUUGAAUAAUGUUGUUAUACUUUGAUUGCAAUACGAUGUGUUAUCUGUACUAAGUGAUGAUUCCUUUGCUCUUGAUUAAGUACUUAUUAC
This is a messenger RNA of Schistosoma margrebowiei, 870 nucleotides long. Lineage: Eukaryota; Metazoa; Platyhelminthes; Trematoda; Strigeidida; Schistosomatidae. The record is from the annotation of a GenBank genome assembly.